CGGGCGGUCGACGGCACACCGAUUGUGCUCAUCAGUUCCGUUCCGGAGCCCAUCACGUUUGGUCGUGUUCGCUGCUCUACGCCUUCCGCUCUCCUCGUCGUCGUUGCCCACCCGCAGGUCGUGCAAAGUAAUAAACAUUAUCUCGCGUGUAAUAUUUUUUCAUUAUUAUUUUACACUCGCGCACUGACCGUAAUAUUGUGAUACCAUAUCUAUUCAUCUUCCUCAAUAAUAUUUUUUUAAUUAUUGUACUUCCGCACGACGACCGUGAUUGCCGUGCUUCGUCUGAUAAAAGAUCAUCGCGCGCUCGCAUUAAAUCCCGUUAAAUGGGUGUAAUCGGUGGCACCAACGACUGCAGUAGCGACGUUGCAAACAGAUCCGUCGCGGUAGUCCCAGAACCGCCGUGUCAGUGUACCGUCGACCAUUUCUUGGCGCCACUCAAGUUCAAAAUGAAAGGGCUCAAGAAAAUCCGAAAGAAAAUCGGCUUAGCACCGAAAUCAGGCGCCGGAACUGUCAACCCGAAUUUGCCACCUUUGAGAUUCCAUAACGUUCACGGCGAUAAUGUCCGAUUAUACAAGAACGGAUUCGUCGCUAGACGGGUGGACAGUUUUUGUAAAGGAGUGGCGUUCAGCAGUCGGCCAGUGGCCAUCAACGAAAAGGUGUACAUCAAGUUCCUGGAGAUAUCUGACAACUGGAGUGGUGUACUCCGGUUCGGGUUUACCAGCGAAGACCCCUCGAAUGUGAAGAGAGUGCCGAAAUACGCUUGUCCUGAUCUGACCAGCAAGUCGGGAUUCUGGGCGAAAGCGCUGGGUGAACGUCAUGUUGUUCUCGAUAGCGUGUUGUUCUUCUAUGUGGAUUCCGGUGGCGACGUGCACUACGGGAUCGAUGGUCAAUCCAAAGGGGUAUUUAUGCAGGGCAUCGACACUAGGUCACCGCUCUGGGUGUUGUUGGAUAUUUACGGCAAUUCUACUAUUAUCGAGUUUCUCGACUGUCGUCCGCAGCUAAACAACAGGACAACUGCCGUCAGAAGUGAUGAUUUAGAAAUCACUUCACAUCUGUCAGCCGUGACCAUGUCGUCCCCCGCCCCGUUGGCCUUACGGAACCAAACUGAAAACAAUUUGGAGCCGUUGGGCUUGGUACGGAAAGGGCGGCAUGUGAUGAUCAGUACGAAAGAUGGCGUGCCGUGUGUAGGGACCAGGCUAUCCACUGCCUUCUUCCAAGGUUACACGUUCACAAAACGGCCACUACAGAUUGGUGAAAAAUACCUAGUACAAAUCACGAAGACCAGUCAGCUGUACGUGGGAAGUCUUUCAUUUGGUGUCACGUGCUGUGAUCCUAACAGCAUCGGAAUCGGGGAACUACCUGACGAUCCCAACCAGCUGGUAGACCGACGAGAGUACUGGGUGAUGAGUAGAAAUGUAGCCGAAGAUACCCAACCUGGAGACGUGCUCAUAUUCUCCAUUAAUAACAAUGGUGAAGUCUUAUGUAGCAAAAACGGAAAUCCGGACAUCGUCUUAAUGUGUGUAGAUCAUGCCCAAAUGCUAUGGGGUGUAUUUGACAUUUACGGAACGACCACACAAAUUGUCGUGUCGAAAAUAACGUCUCCACCGACCAAUAGUAAUGGUUGCACGCCUAACGUGAUUGUUCAAACUUCUCCCCAACCAUCUACUUCCUAUGAAACAGUUUCGGCGGCCUCGCCAACUAUGUGUUACACUCCGCAACAACCUAUGGUCCGAUCAAAUAUACUUGAAGUAAACACGGAUGCAAAUGGUGGAACUGUUCUAAUUGUCAACUUACCUGCGGCUCAAAGUAAUCAAAUGUGUCAUCCAUCACCAGCCUUAUCACAGGGUUCUAGUAUUCAACAACAAAUGUCUGCUAGACCUCCAUCUGUCACAAUUCAACAGAUACAGCCAAGAGUUGCUCCUGUCCAACAACCACACUUGCCAGAGUCACCAUCAGGUGAAGGAGAAUGUUCAAUUUGUUUCGAAAGAGCAGUUGACUGUGCUUUGUACACAUGUGGUCAUCUCUGUAUGUGCUAUGAAUGUGCUAAGAAACAAUGGGUACGUUUGGGCCGUUGUCCCAUUUGCCGUGCUGUCAUCAAGGAUGUGAUUAAGAUAUAUAAAUAAUUUUAGUUUACUGUUAUUUUUUUAUUAAGGCAUUUUUGUUAACUUAAUAUUUUUUUCUUAACUUUCUACUUUUGUAAAUAACUAUUAUCAAACAAAUGCUAACUAGUUUUAUCAGUCACUUUUAGUAUUAUAGUAUGUUAUUAAAUUGUUUUUUUCAUUUUAUAGUACUAUAAUUUAAUUAUUAAUUUAUUGAAAUACAUUUAU
Messenger RNA from Sipha flava (yellow sugarcane aphid), 2327 nucleotides. RefSeq names its product protein neuralized (gene neur). The transcript is spliced from 6 exons. Gene Ontology annotation, molecular function: ubiquitin protein ligase activity. Lineage: Eukaryota; Metazoa; Arthropoda; Insecta; Hemiptera; Aphididae. The record is from RefSeq and is a predicted model, not a curated record. The coding region runs from base 324 to 2123 and encodes 599 amino acids.